UUGUUGUUUUGAAACAUGUGACCAAACGAUUUCAGUGACGUUUAUUUAGAGCAGUAAGUUUUUCCUCCACAUCACUGAUUGAUUAGCCAGUCACUGCACAGCAGACAUAAAGGGGCCGAAGCCUUGAGGACACACAGCAGCAACACUUAAGGGACAAAACCACCAAAAUGUCCUAUAAAACGUCCUCGUUGGUGCCGGGGGACGUGGACAACCUGCGAAGAAGAUCAGUGGCUGAAUCUACAGAUACCUGUUGUGAUCCUGAGCAUCAUCAUCAGUUUCCACGGCUACAGGUUUACCCUGAAAGGCCGUGCCUCGGGCCCCAGCAUCCAGACCUAGGUCCAGUGGCGACGCCAUCCCCAGAUGCUUCUGCUCAACACUUCUGCCACUUCACCCCAAAAUGUUUGCUCGCUGUCCACAGAGGAGCACAUUGCACCUCUCCAACACGGCAUGUAGAAGAAGGAUGGCAUGACAACACCUCGAGGACCACUAUCAGAGUUGAUAAUGAGGUUGAGGCUCACAGAGAGGCUAAUAACUACAAGUUUGGCUUCAGAAAAUGGAAAGGCAACGUAACUGAGAAGCCAAUUGAAGACCGCUCCGAUAUCGACAAAGAAUUGCACACCGACCUUAGCAUUGUAAAGCAACAAGGAGCUUCAGUGGUCACGUUUGGGAACAUAGCUUAUGUGUUUUUAUUUGGCUGGUGGAUUUCGUUGUUCUACAUCCUCAUUUGUCCCGUAAUGUUUCUAACAAUCUGCGGUGCUUCCUAUGGCAAACUUUGUUUCAAGUUGGCAUGGUACUUUCUGUGGCCAUUUGGGAAUUCAAUAGAGAAGGUCAGUGCUGUAAACAGAAGGACCACCGUGAUGCCGACAAACUGUGAGAUCAUUCAACAAGAACAGGAUGGGGGGGACUGUGAACCCCUUCUGGUAUCUUCUCCUAUAGAGCUCCACAUCCCAGCUCUGCCUACAAAAAAACCAUCAAAGCACUGGGGGCGAGUCAGUACCUACAUUUGGUUGUUCCUGGGUUACCCCGUGCUGGCCAUUGUCCACUCUCUUGCAUGUGUUCUCUCCUGGCUGCUGGUCUUCACCAUCCCAGUAGCAAAAAUGAACGGUCGUGUCCUGACCACUGUCCUCCUUAUGGCGCCUGAGGAAGUUCAGAUCCACAAAGUAGACAAGACAGUUGUGUGUGAGACCAGAGUCAUCUUAUGCUGUUACCAAGCUUUUAAUAUGUAUUACUACAAAUACACUGUCCAAGGAAUCAACAUUUUUGCUCUCAACCUGCUGCCUUUGGUUUUUAUGACUUUAAUUAUCGGCUACACUGACCGCGAGCAUAAACAUUUGAGUGCAGAGACCAUGUUUACUAUCGCCAUUACUUCUAUCAUCCCCCUGUCCUACUAUAUUGGCAUGGGAAUAGCUAGCAUUUCUGCACAGAGUAACUUUGCAGUGGGAGCGGUGGUGAACGCUACCUUUGGCUCCAUUGCAGAGAUGACGUUUUACAUCACUGCACUGCUGCGGGGGCAUCGUGCUGGCAGCAAAUGUUACGAAGAGAUCGUCAAAGCUGCACUUACUGGGACGCUGCUCGGGUGUAUACUCUUCAUACCUGGGAUUUGUAUGACUGUUGGGGGCAUUAAACACAGCGAGCAGAGAUUUAACAGCCGUUCAGCCGGUGUGAGCUCAGCUCUGCUCUUCAUAUCCAUCGGGGGUGUGUUUGCACCCACCCUUUUCUCAAAGAUCUUUGGCAGUCUGGUGUGUGAAAACUGCUCCAAUAACCUGGGCAACGCCAGCGCACCUUUCGUCUGCAACGACUGUCACUAUUCCACGAGUCAAACUGACUCUCAUUUGAUUCUGUCCAACAUCGAGCCUCUUGUGUACACGAUAUCUGUCCUGCUGCCUGCUUCGUACCUGAUCGGCCUCAUCUUCACGCUAAAGACCCACUCCCACAUCUACGAUAUUCAAAUUAGCGAUGGCCACGGGGGCCAUGUACAUGCAGGUCACCAUGUUGUGCACUGGUCCCGUUGGAGGGCUCUUGCGGUGCUGAUCGUGGCCACCGUGCUGAUGACGUGCUGCGCUGACCUUUGCACUGAAAACAUUGAGCCCAUUCUGACCCAUUCCUCCAUCUCUCAGUACUUCAUCGGAGUCACUGUGUUGGCCAUGGUGCCAGAGCUUCCUGAGAUCGUCAACGGGGUCCAGUUUGCUCUGCAGAACAACAUCAGCUUGAGCCUUGAAGUUGGUAGUUGUAUUGCCGUGCAGGUCUGUAUGAUUCAGAUUCCACUUCUCAUCCUUUUUAAUGCGUUCUAUGACGUUGGCUUUGUGCUGGUGUUCAGUGAUAUUCAUCUUUGGGCCAGCAUCUUCAGCGUUAUUCUGGUCAAUUAUAUCUUCAUGGAUGGAAAAUGUGACUAUUUUCAGGGCACAGCAUUAGUGGCGGUUUAUCUCAUCAUUUUGGCUCUUUACUACUUCGCUCCUUCUCCACGUUCUUGUUAA
Nematolebias whitei (Rio pearlfish) is the source of this 2474-nucleotide messenger RNA. RefSeq names its product cation/H+ exchanger protein 1 (gene cax1). Gene Ontology annotation, biological process: calcium ion transmembrane transport; intracellular calcium ion homeostasis. Lineage: Eukaryota; Metazoa; Chordata; Actinopteri; Cyprinodontiformes; Rivulidae. The transcript has 20 exons. Gene Ontology annotation, molecular function: calcium:proton antiporter activity. The record is from RefSeq and is a predicted model, not a curated record. Bases 168 to 2474 code for a protein of 768 amino acids. Gene Ontology annotation, cellular component: endomembrane system; membrane.